AUGGACAGCAGCUUGCCCGUCUUUGUGUCCCAGAUGCAUUUGCCGUAUUCAAGUCAGCUUCAAAUACCGCCGGAACCGCCAUACUUGGCGCGGGUAUUUUUGCCAAGGAAGCACACCUUCCUGCACCGCAAACGCUUGGCCCUCUCGCACCAAAGCUUAGAGCUGUUUACUCGCGAUCAGAGAAGACUGCGUGAAUUUGCUGCCCAAGCAACACCUGACAUUUCAUCCGUUAUCGUCAUUCUCCCAAUCACUCAACGAACAAACAUCAUCUUGAAAGCACUCGCUGCUGGAAAGAUAGGUGAAGUCACCUUCAGUCCUCAUACCGUCAACUUCAUGAAUAAGGAAUCAAAAUGGUUCAAGACCCCGUGGCGAACUGUUCCGGACUAUCAAGGAGGCUUCCUGCUUGAUGAUACUCUUCAUGUCAUACUCCCAAUUGCUAUGACAUACCUCUCCAGUUCGCAUAGCAUUUACGAGCUCAGUUUCGCUGCACCCAGCCCAUCUCGUUCCGAUGCAGGUCGAGGUCUUGCCGCCAUCACCGGUACAGAUGGCUGGCUCCAGGUUCAGCAGACCAUGGCUUGUGACCUCAUCCACAACGUCGAGAAUGGGUUCAAGUCGGGCACCCGCGAUGCAAAUGGGGUACUUGGACCCAAAAAGGAGGAAGUUAUUGAUGAGCCUAUGAGAGGCGUAGAAUUGGAGCAGGUGAGCUUCUUUGCGGCCAUAGAUGAAAACUGA
Messenger RNA from Suillus discolor, 732 nucleotides. RefSeq lists its product as uncharacterized. Bases 1 to 732 code for a protein of 243 amino acids. The transcript is spliced from 7 exons. NCBI's taxonomy places the organism in Eukaryota, Fungi, Basidiomycota, Agaricomycetes, Boletales, Suillaceae. The record is from RefSeq and is a predicted model, not a curated record.